AUGGUAGGGUGGAGCACCUUUACAACGAUCACUAUCGUGGGCGGCUCUAUGUGGAGGAUACUGGCAUUCCCUUGGUGCCACUACGUGGCUCCAUUGCACUGGCGACGGGAAGCUUCUUUCUAA
Molecule: messenger RNA, 123 nt
Organism: Ectocarpus siliculosus
Lineage: Eukaryota; Phaeophyceae; Ectocarpales; Ectocarpaceae
Source: the annotation of a GenBank genome assembly